GCUGCUCCAGGGUCGCACUUCCGGCCAUCUCCCUGGGAGACGCGCAUUGUGAAGUCGGGAGCCGGCCGUGUCAGUUAGGGUCUCCGGUGACCGGGACCGCAGUGGCGGCCCCGCGGGCGGGAUGUUCCGGGGUUUGAGCAGUUGGUUUGGCUUGGAGCAGCCGGCGGCGGGUGGCCGGGAAUCUGAGGGAGACGCCCCACCCCAGCAGUGCUCUGAAGUGGUGUCCGAGUGUGCGGACGGGGAGCUGCGUCAAGCGGGGAACCAGGAACUCCUUCACCAGGCGAAAGGCCUCGGCAACUAUCUGUUUAGCUUUGCAACUGCUGCUACAAAAAAGAUAACUGAAUCAGUUGCUGAAACAGCACAGACAAUAAAGAAAUCAGUAGAAGAAGGAAAGAUAGAUGACAUCAUUGAUAAGACAAUUAUAGGAGAUUUUCAGAAGGAACAGAAAAAAUUUGUUGAGGAACAGCAUACCAAAAAGUCAGAAGCAGCAGUGCCCCCAUGGGUUGAUAGUAAUGAUGAAGAAACAAUUCAACAACAAAUCCUGGCCUUAUCAGCUGACAAGAGGAAUUUCCUUCGUGACCCUCCAGCUGGAGUGCAGUUUCAUUUUGACUUUGACCAGAUGUAUCCCGUUGCCCUGGUCAUGCUUCAAGAGGAUGAGCUGUUGAGCAGGAUGAGAUUCGCCCUUGUUCCUAAACUCGUGAAAGAAGAAGUGUUUUGGAGAAACUACUUUUACCGCGUCUCCCUGAUUAAGCAGUCAGCCCAGCUCACGGCCCUGGCCGCCCAGCAGCAGGCCUCCGGGAAGGAGGAGAAGAGCCAUGGCGCCAAGGAAGACCUGCCGCUGACAGAGGCAGUACGGCCCAAAACGCCACCUGUCGUAAUCAAAUCUCAGCUUAAAACUCAAGAGGAUGAAGAGGAGAUUUCUACCAGUCCAGGGGUUGCUGAGUUUGUCAGUGACGCCUUUGAUGCCUGUAACUUAAAUCAGGAGGAUCUGAGGAAAGAAAUGGAGCAACUGGUUCUUAACAAAAAGGAGGAGGAGACAGCCAUUCUCGAAGAAGAUUCUGCAGAUUGGGAAAAAGAGCUACAACAAGAGCUUCAGGAAUAUGAAGUGGUGACAGAGUCAGAGAAACGAGAUGAAAACUGGGAUAAGGAAAUAGAAAAAAUGCUGCAGGAGGAAAAUUAGCUCUUUCCUGAAAUAAAAGAAUAAUGCUUAACAUUCUGUAACUGACAUUAAAUUCUAGAUGACAACACUUGCUGAAUCAGAAGGCACAAAAGAUUGGUAUAAUUUUGAAAUCCAAGAUUGUUCAUUUUUAGGCUGAAAUUUGCCUUUUUUGCUUUUAAAAAAAGUAUAUAGAACAGUUAUUCUAAUAAUCAAAAAGGAUGUUUUAUGUAAUAUUUCUUUAAUAUAAAUCUAUUUAGAGGUAUUCAUGUAGUCACUAUGGAUGUCUUUGCCACAGAAAUGCAAGUAAAAUUUUAGAAUUCUGUUUUCUGUGAGGUCAGAAUUAUAAUUUAUUCUUCAAUUUUUUUUUCUAAACAUCUGUACUUCUUGUUGCACUUUCACUGAUACAUGUAUAUUAAAGUACUUAUGUAAUGAAUUGAUAACUAUCAAAAUGACCAAAUUGUACCAAAGAACCGAAGAAGAAGCACUUUCAAGACUAUUUUCUUGCUAGGUAUUUUCUAAAAUUCCAUCUAGAAGCCAAAAGGUAAGAUAAUUAUGUUGAUUUUAAUGGUGUAAACAUCACACAAUUUGAAACUGAGAAAUACCGUGCAAAGAUGUUUAUUUUUCUCUGGGGCCUUUUCUUUCUUUCUUGUGUUGUUUGUUUCUUUCUUUCUUUGUUUUUUUAACUAUACCACAUUUAAUAUUGUUGCUUUCCUAAAUUCCACAUCACAGUUUUUGUAGAAAAUUGGGCCUUUUGUCCUUUUUAUAUUAAUGACCUUCACAAGCCUAUUCAGCUUACAGUCUCUUGUUUUUGUUUAGAAAGUUUCAGCUUUGUUUGUCUUAAUUAAACUGUCAGUCCUUAUAAAA
Messenger RNA from Lutra lutra (Eurasian river otter), 2023 nucleotides. RefSeq names its product synapse associated protein 1 (gene SYAP1). The record is from RefSeq and is a predicted model, not a curated record. Bases 122 to 1180 code for a protein of 352 amino acids. Lineage: Eukaryota; Metazoa; Chordata; Mammalia; Carnivora; Mustelidae. The transcript has 9 exons. Gene Ontology annotation, cellular component: cytoplasm; synapse.